This is a messenger RNA of Cyclopterus lumpus (lumpfish), 1936 nucleotides long. Its product is annotated as E3 ubiquitin-protein ligase ZNRF2-like. The transcript has 4 exons. NCBI's taxonomy places the organism in Eukaryota, Metazoa, Chordata, Actinopteri, Perciformes, Cyclopteridae. The coding region runs from base 519 to 1106 and encodes 195 amino acids. The record is from RefSeq and is a predicted model, not a curated record.
AGAGAGGAGGAGGAGGAGGAGGAGGAGGAGGGCAAUCCCUGCUUUUAUUUUUCUUUCCAGACGGCAACACAGUUGAGCACAAAAAACAACAAAAAACGUGCACCGGACGCGCUGCGAGGCAACACUUGCGCCAAUGUCCUCGCCCGAGGUGGAGAAACGCACGACUUUUAUCUGAAGAGAUUUUUUACUUUUAUAUUUUUUAUUUUUUUCAAACAAAAAAAAGGGGAAGGGCUCUGCCAAGAAAAAAACAACAAAAACAAACAACCAUUUGGACAUGAUGUUACGCUUCAGAAAGUGCGCACUUUACGCACCAUGACAACUUUAGGAUGUUGGAUCACCUCGCCGUCGUUGUUGUUGUUGUUAUUGAUGUCGUUCGCGUGUUAGGCUUCGCUUCCUUUGUUGGUGUCAGGUUUUUUUCAGAACUCACUGAAACCAUGUGUCGUGGCUAAAUACUUUAAACACACAUAUACACACACACACACACACACACACACACACACACAAAGACUCGAGGCAGCAUGGGGGCCAAACAGAGCAGCCCCGUGUUUGAUGGCAGAACUCGGGCUUAUUCCAGCUCCGAUCUCCCAUCUGGAAACUCCAGCGGAGGGGGACGGAUUGCGGGGUUUAGGUACACCAAUGGACCAGAUGGCCCCCGGAUCCGUUACACUGGUGGAGGGCCAACCAGCUCGGGUCUCAGUAUACCGGCUGGCAGCAGGUCAGGCUCACACGUACUGAAUCAGAGCCUCGAUGGCACGGACGGUGACGAGGAGAGCGAGCUGCCACCUGAGGGCCACCGGUUGCUCAUCGGGUCCCUUCCGGCCCACCUGUCCCCUCACCUGCUGGGAGGCUUCCACUGUCCCGUUUGCUCCAAGUUUAUGGCCUCGGACGAAAUAGAGAAGCACCUGCUCAUGUGUUUCAGCAAAACGCGGCUCACCUACAACAAGGACAUCCUGUCCAGAGACUCUGGGGAAUGUGCCAUCUGUUUAGAUGAGCUGGAGCAGGGAGACACCAUUGCCAGGCUGCCCUGCCUCUGUAUCUACCACAAAGGGUGCAUCGACGAGUGGUUCGAGGUGAAUCGCUCGUGCCCGGAGCAUCCCGCCGUCUAGGAGCUGCAGGAUCCCCCCCCCUCCUCCUCCACCCCCCCCCCCCUACCUCGACCCCGUCACAACGCCUUCCGCUCCAGCCGAGCAUCAACGCUCCUCGGGGAUCGUAAGACAUUGUUGUGCACAAACUUUUUCAUACCGCCUCGCGGGGAAUAGCCACGUACCUCGGUGGGUUUCUCCGAACGUCGUGGGGACGUUCAAAGAAACGCUGGUCGAGAAAUUCUGUGCCCGGAAAAUAUGUGAAUGUUCCUCGCGCCUCCUUCUGGCCUGAAGUGGGCUCGUGAAAACCUGAACCGCAUGGCUGAACCGGGUGUGAUUUCAUAGCAGAGGACGUCUCUUUUCAGCAGAGAUUUAGAUGGAGAGACGGUUUCAGACGUGAUCAGAAGGCUGAAGCCUGAUGUUGUGCAAUCUAAAAAAACAACAACAACAACAACAGCCAUUCAGAGUUAGAAAUGCCUUUUAUUUUCAGCUUUAAGGGAUGAUUACAGUGUUGAUCGUAGUCAGGAUAUAGAUCUUAAUUUUAUCGUGAAAUUGUCAAACUGUUGUUAUACAAAUCAUGUGUCCUCGACCAAAUAGUCUAACGUGAGUCAGACUUUGUUAAUCAUUUGUCCGUACUGGAAACCACGGUGACGUGAUUGUGUAGUCGAGAGUGGUGGAAUGAGAGAUAUAAACACAUCUAAUAAUGAUUCAUGCUCUAAGGAGUGCCAUAAUGUGCUGCUAUGUCAUAGACUGGAAUGUUUUUCUUAUAACCUUCGAACCUUUUGUUUUAUUGUUCUUUCUAUUUGUACCGUCAGGUUUUGCACAACAAUAAAUGUUUUGUCUUUGCGUCUCGA